UAAUCACUUCCUGCAACAGUGGCCCCUACGCAGCCACCUGGGGCUCCACCCUGGCCAAGCCCUCCAUGCUGGAGGCUUCCCUGCAUCUUCUGGGUUUGGAGGCUCCCGCAGAGACAGAGCUAGAUGGGUUUCGGGGAGGGGUUUUUGGCAACCCAAGAAACUCCACCCCACCGAGGGCUUCCCCUUCACCCUGCAGGCUUGGCGGGGGGGAGGAUAAAAGCGGUGCCCCCUUUGCAACCAGGCACUAAGCCCCGGGCGGAGAGCGACGCAGAGGGACCCUGGCAGGGAGAGGAGCUCGGCUGCCAAUUGGCUGCUCCCCCCAGGAGGCGGCAGCGUGUGAAGGAGCCGACACGCGUGUUCCGAAAGACGGCAGGCCCUCAUGUCUGACGGGAGUUUCCUCCUCGGGGCAUCAUUUCAGGCUACAAGAAGGCUCGCCGGUGAAUGACCGCAGGGGACGCUCCCGGGGCGUCCGGUUCAUGGGGCCCGUUUACCUGCCUCCCGGGGCCCCUCUCACGGGCGGGGGGGGGUCUGGGAGCUAAGCCCCCCCGGGAGCCGCUCGCGCUUCCAGCCCCGCCCCCAGGAGCCGCUGCGCAAGGACUUGGCACCGCCCCCUGUGACGCAAGCGCCGCGUGGGCGGGACCGGAAGCGUUGGGGGCGCCGGAGCAAGAGCGGCGGAACGUCGAGCGGGCGCCGGCAGGUGAGCGGCGGGGCGCGAGUUCGAAUCUCAACCGGCGGACCCGCCGCGGCGGCGGCGCUCCCGGGGAAGCACCGGUGCCCCAGCCCGAGGCCCCGCGCGGGGCCUGCAGGACUCCUGGCCGCUUCGCCCGGCCGGGGUGCUUCGGGGGACCCGUGGCGGCCGCCGCCCUGAAUCUCGGGGUCCCGGCGGCGGUCUGGCGCCGGGCAGGGGCUGCCGUCCAACGAGCCGCCGAGUCCCGCCGCCCGGGGGCUGCCUCCGUCUGCGCCUGGCAGCGGCCCCGGCAACCCUCCUUUGUUGCGGCGGCUGCUCCGCCUCUGCCGUGCCCGGCCGCCUCUCCGAGCCCGGGACACCUGCGCAGCCCCCGGCCCUGCCAGGAGCCCUCGGCCGGAGGGAGGAGGAGGAAGAAGAGGGGAGCUGCCUUCCCCGGGCCCAACCGGGCUCGCUUCCCUUCGGCCACGCCUGCCUCUCCCGGGACUGGAGAAAGCGCUCCCCGAAGCCCAGACCGCUUCAGGAUGGAGCCCGGGCCGGCGCUGCAGGAGGAGUACCGCCGGUGCCUGGAGAGGGACUUCCGCAGGGGCCACGUUGGGGCCUGCAGUGACGCCUCCCUGAAAGAGCUGCUGUGGCAUCACCUGCUGGAGGACCCGGAGCUCCACUGCAGCCUGGACGGGGAGGACACCUUGGCCACGCUGGCCGCUGCCCUGCGGGGACACUUGGACACCAAAGGGGCCCUCCGGGACCUCGGCAGGGCCUUCGAAGUGCUGGAGCUGGCAGCCGUCAAUCUCUACUUCUUCCCUUGGCGCAAAGAAUUUGCCACCAUUAAGACCUUCUCUGGGGUCUACGUCCACGUCCUUCAGGGGGUCCUGCCAGAGGCCGACCUUGCCCGGAGUUUCCGCCGGCUGGGCUACGUACAGCAAGACCGUCUCCACCUGGUGAAUUCUCGACUGCCGCCGGGUGCCAACCUGCUCUGUGCAGCCUGCUGCUUCUUUGCAGCCAGGGUGGAGUGCCAGAUCCUGGCAAAAAUUGUGGAAGAAUUGGAGCCGCAGGUCGUGCCGCCCGAUGAGCUGCUGAAGGCUCGGAAGGAGGCCAAGGGCAGCCUGGAGCGGUGCGUGGCCAAGCUGCAGAGCCUGACACGGUGGCCACGGAGCCGCGAGGUUCGCUCGGACUUAGAUGGCGGGCUCGAUCUUUACCAGGAGAGCGCUGAAGGGCACAGUUUCUACAGGGAGCCUGUGGGGAGUCGGCUCUGGGGACAGGAUGCCUCCUCCCUCAGCGAGUGCGGCAGCCCCAGGCUCCUGAGGCGGAGCCCCCAGCCACUGGCGGAGUGCCGGAGUGAGCCCCCCUGGAGCCGGGAGUCUUCCUGUGGCAACGGACUCCUGGGCUCAGAGGAACCUGACCUGGCAACCUCCUUCUCCUUCAUCUCCUUGAGGCGAGAGCUCAGUAGGACUUCUGAGCUGGACUUUCCUGCUCAGUUGGGGAGUUCGUUCCUAUUCUCUGGCCUGGGGGGCUAUGAGAGUUCUGACCCACCUUCGCAGGCGACGAGCAGCCCGGCCUCUCCUCCGUCCAGGCAGCCCAGGAGCCUCCACCUCAGUCCAGCCAGCCUGCACAGCAGCACUCAGGGACUGAGCCCCGAGCCGGCCCAUUACCAGAUGCAUACUUGCCUGCUCCCGGGGGCCCUGCCCUGCUCCUGCUGCAAUACUUGCCGGCUGCUGCAUAUCAGCAGCUGCGACGGGGUUCAACUCUGCCGGAACCGCCACCACCUCGUGGAAGAGCUGCAGAGCGAGAAGCAGCAGCGCCUGUGGCUGCAACGAACAGAGGUGGACAGGCUGCUGCAGGAGGGAGGAGGGCCUUGGCAAUAGGAUGGGGACGCCCGGCUGGGCUUUGGGGCACAGAGCCCCACACCCUGUGAGGUCAUUGAGGAUCAUGCCCACCAAGCCUGCUUCCCCCCUCUGGCCUGGGGCAGGACAGGGUCAAAUGCAGCAAAGCUCCCCCCCCCCUUCUUCUAACAGGAUGGAGCUGGGUAGAUCUUGUUGAUGGAGGAUUGAAGGGAAGGAGAUGGGAUGGCUUUGCCCGGGUUUGAUUAAGGGUCUAAUGCCAUGAAAUCUGGAGGUGGCAGGUGAGGAACAGACCUCAUGCCAGGAACCCUGGCAUUCAUUUCUGGAUGUACGUGUCGUCUCAUCUGGGAAGCCCUUUCUGACAUUCCAAAAUUUGGCCAGUCUCCUUUCCCAUUCUGAAAUUCGUGUGGCCCAAGGCUGCUCUGGAUAUGGCAGAGGCCAUAGAAAAGCCUCCUGCUCAAGCAGCAAGCUAGGGAGGAACUGCAGGCAACAUUUUGAAUGGACCCUGUGGUAGCAGUCACUUUGCUGAUGUCUGAUGAAAGAUGCUGUUAUAAUAAACUUAAUUGAAAGCUA
Molecule: messenger RNA, 3099 nt
Organism: Ahaetulla prasina
Lineage: Eukaryota; Metazoa; Chordata; Lepidosauria; Squamata; Colubridae
Gene: SPATA2L
Product: spermatogenesis associated 2 like
Exons: 3
Coding region: 442-2550 (702 amino acids)
Cellular component (GO): cytoplasm
Source: RefSeq, a predicted model, not a curated record